Oncorhynchus gorbuscha (pink salmon) is the source of this 2041-nucleotide messenger RNA. RefSeq names its product receptor for retinol uptake stra6-like. The record is from RefSeq and is a predicted model, not a curated record. Bases 318 to 746 code for a protein of 142 amino acids. NCBI's taxonomy places the organism in Eukaryota, Metazoa, Chordata, Actinopteri, Salmoniformes, Salmonidae. Gene Ontology annotation, molecular function: retinol transmembrane transporter activity; signaling receptor activity. The transcript is spliced from 4 exons.
GGGUGCAUUGUUAGACUCUGUUAGAGUGUGUGCUAAACUCCUACAGCAGGGACAACACGACUGGACACCUGACCAGAGGUCUCUCUCUCUCUCUCUGUACCUCAGACGCUGCACAACCUGAACUCAAAGCUACCCAACACACAGUGGAGUAAGCUACAACUCUCAAUACAAUUACCAAUAUUUAUUGAUCGGGAAGUGCUGCGCUGCGUUGGGACAUAGCUGCGUUGGAGAGACGGUUGAUGAUCGAGGUUGGCUAGGUGGAUUUCCUCUGGUUUUCACCCGUCAACGUGGACUACAGCAACAGAGACAAGAUCAAGAUGAACCAGACCAAGGUGGUAGAAGAGGAACUGUAUAACUACUAUGACUACUCAGACUGGUACUCCAACAAUAUGGAACCUACCAGACCUCCAAAAGAAGUUAUUCUCCCGUGUGACCCCACAGCGGAUGACCAGCUUUUUCACACAUGCAUCGCUUCAGUAUCUCUCGUUGUGGUGCUGAUUCUAGCAGUCCUGAAGAGGAGAAAGAGUCUAUGUGAGGGUUUUGCCAGUGGAUCAACUGGCAUCUCAAGUCCAGUGAACUUCCUGGACCAGACGCAGCACAAAGCCCUCGCAGUAGCUGUGUUUGGGCUGGUCUUCAGCAAGCUGUCUGUAUUGGUCCUGGCUCCAGAUCCCCUGCCCUUCUCCAAAGACACCCCUCAGGAAAUCAAAGGUGUGCAGCUGUGUCCCUGUCCCAUUAAAACCUCUUGAAUGUAAAGUUCUCAUAUUUGGUGACCCUAUUUUAAAAAAUGAUUUUUAUUCAAUUCAGUCUGGUGUGAAAACGGUAGUCCCUAUCUGCAAAGUCUGCCGUCAGCUGAGUAUCUUGGCUCUUGAUCGGUGCCUUCAAAUCUUCGGUGUGACUUACUACCAUAUAUGGGCAUACGAAUUUAUAAGGGCAGGCAGAGCCGAUGACCUCAUUUUCAAGAUGGCUGCUACCUACAAGUUCGGUUAGCGUUGUGAAGCAUAAAGAAAAUAAUCAGGGAAUACGUCGAUAGACACCGAAAGCCGGGACUCCACAGAUCAUGAGGAGGUCUUAUUUGUCUGUCCGUGACCUACCGUUAUCGAUCACCAGCCUACUGCCAUGUUAUCUGGUGAUGUAGGACUUAAUGGCAACAUCCAAUUUCCACCGAGGGACUAUAUCUGUGCACAUCAAAAAUAUGAUGUUGCCUGGUUACGCGCUGUAGGCAUCCAUUACACGGGGGAUUGGCUACUAUGGCACCUUGACAGUAUCGUAGCCAAUGAGAUAAGCUUUCCAGAGAUAUGCAGUUUACCUGAGUGGCACAAAGCAUUGCCUAGAACAUUUUAAGAUCCAACGUGCAAAAACAGAGUAAUAAAAAACUUUCUGACACUUUGGAGAGGUUGAAAGGGCACUUACAUGUCCCCUGGAUACCCCAUAACACCACCACAAUGUUGGAGUGAGGUUGAAAGGGCACUUAAAUGUCCCCUGGAUACCCCAUAACACCACCACAAUGUUGGAGUGAGGUUGAAAGGGCACUUAAAUGUCCCCUGGAUACCCCAUAACACCACCACAAUGUUGGAGUGAGGUUGAAAGGGCACUUAAAUGUCCCCUGGAUACCCCAUAACACCACCACAAUGUUGGAGUGAGGUUGAAAGGGCACUUAAAUGUCCCCUGGAUACCCCAUAACACCACCACAAUGUUGGAGUGAGGUUGAAAGGGCACUUAAAUGUCCCCUGGAUACCCCAUAACACCACCACAAUGUUGGAGUGAGGUUGAAAGGGCACUUAAAUGUCCCCUGGAUACCCCAUAACACCACCACAAUGUUGGAGUGAGGUUGAAAGGGCACUUAAAUGUCCCCUGGAUACCCCAUAACACCACCACAAUGGAAGAAACUGUGUUUUUAUUCUGAACACAUAUCAUUUAAGGAUUGCAAAUAUGUAAUAGCACCGGAAUGAUCUAAUUUACAGACAUACGUCACUUCCACACAAACAGUAGGCAUCCUUCGCACAUACAUACACACAAACAGUAGAUAUCCUACGCACAUACA